GCUUGGCAAAAAUUUCAGUUGAAUCAGGGAGCUUGUAAGGAAACUAUCAUGAGGGUUCUCAUUGUUUUCUUAGUGGGCAUGGUCUUCGUUCUGGCCGACCCCCACCAUAAACAUGGCCAAGAAGGACACUAUGUGGUCAAGAACCACUAUGAUCUGGAUUCCGCACGCAAGGUUUGCGCCGAGGAGAUCCGCGCAACGGAGGACCUGGUGGCGAAGUAUAAGAAUCCUGAUCAGGCAGUGACCCUCUGCUUCUUGGCCUGUGGCUUGGAAAAGUUUGGACUCUACGACGCCGAGCAUGGAUUCGAUCUUGACAAGUUGUACAUGCAGCUAGCCGGAGUUAGCGGCCAUGUGGAUAAGUCGGAUGAGCUGUAUCAAAAGAUCGUCCAGUGCACCGAGUCCCACAAGGAGGACGACUACUGUGCCAAGGCCUACCACGCCGGUACGUGCUUCAUGAACGCCAAUCUCCCCCUCGUCCAGUACUCCAGUCUCCAGGCUAAAGAAGAUCGCUUGUUUGAAGUUCCAGUCGCUGAUAAAUAUAAUUAAAUUUUAUUUAAUAUUUAUAAAAAUGCACAAAACAAA
Molecule: messenger RNA, 579 nt
Organism: Drosophila ananassae
Lineage: Eukaryota; Metazoa; Arthropoda; Insecta; Diptera; Drosophilidae
Product: general odorant-binding protein 99b
Exons: 1
Coding region: 49-543 (164 amino acids)
Biological process (GO): sensory perception of smell
Molecular function (GO): odorant binding
Source: RefSeq, a predicted model, not a curated record